AUGUAUCACGUCAGAGUUUAUAAAUAUUCUAGUGAAAUCACAUACUGAUAAUACAAGGUCAUCAAAAUUAUCAUUUACAAUUAAUAUUUUUAUUAAAUUUAUGCAUUCAAUGAACUCAAAUCAAUAUUUAUAUUAUUAUUUAAUUAAUAUACUUAUUUGUUUUUUUUUUUUAAAUUUUUUAAACAUUAAUAUUUAAAAUUAAUUUAAUUGUAAUGUUUUUUAUUUUUAAUUUUAAUUAAUCUAUUUUAACAUGAUAUUAAUUACUCCAAUUAAAAAUUAUAUUUUGUAAAAAUUUUAAAUACUUUUAAUUACAUUGUUGUUGAUAUUAAUAAUUUUUUUUUUUUAAUAAUCAAAUUAUUAUUUAUAUAAAAUUUAAGAAAUUAAUACUGUAAAAGUAUUUUAUUCAAAGACAACUAUUGUAUUUUAAAUUAAAACUAUUUAAAUAAAAUAUUCUACAAUUUAUUUAUUUAAUUAAUAAAACUUGUAAUAAAUAUUUUCAACAAUUUUCAAAUAGCCAGAUCAUAAUCAAUAGGUUGUUAGCGACAAGCGACAGUCGUUGCUAACACAUAAUCGAAACUUGUUCUCUGUUUUUCUCUCUCUAAGUUUGCCUUUCAUAAUGGAAAAAAAAAAAAAUAAUCAUCAAGUGAAAAUAAAUAAUAAAUAAACAAUUCAAAUUAAUUAACACAUUAAUUAUUAAAAAAUGACUUCAAUAAACGACCUGGAUAAUAUGACCCUAGCUAAAAUAUUCGAAAAUCUUCCAAUUGUUGAUGGAAUCACUGUUCCACAUGUGUGUAAAAAAUGGAAAAGAGCAAGUUGGCUUGUCACAAAUUGGAAUCGAUUUAGAACAUUAUCAACAUCAAGUGUCACCUACAAAAAUCGUGGUUCUGAUUUUAAAACAAAGCAUGAUAUUAAAUCAGUAUUAUCACGAUGUGGAAGAUAUUUAAAACACCUAACAUUAGAAUGUAAUUUUGAUUCAUCAAUAAUGCCAAUUGUCAGUGAAUAUUGUUCAAAUUUAUUAAGUAUUUAUAUUAAUUUUAAUAAAUACAAUGAUGAUGAUUUUAAAAAUGCAUUUAAAAAAAUGAGUACAUUAAAAUCAGUUAAAAUUAUUUAUUUUCCAAUGUAUGAUGUUAUUAUUAGUGUUGAUGAUGAUACAGUUAGAAGACCAUUAAUAAAUGAUACUAAAAUAUUAUCAAAUAUGUUAUCAAAAACAGUUGAAGAAUUAUCAUUUUGUGUUAAUCCAAUGUUAAAUAAACCACUUGCUAAUAAUUUUGCAAAUGAGUUGAAACAUUUUACUGAACUUCAUUCGCUAGAACUUGUUAGAAGUUAUCUUGGGAAUGAAAUGCUUAAAGUAAUUCCACAACUAAAAAAAUUAGUAAGAUUAAAUCUUUCUGGGGCAUAUUGGUAUGGUGACUCAAUGGCAAAGAUAUGGGAUUUAAAUAAUCUCGAAUUUUUAGAUCUAAGUAAUUGUCCAGUAACUGACAGAGAAAUCAGAAUAAUAGCUAAAAAAUGUAACAAAUUAAAAUAUCUUAAUGUACGUAAUUGUGUUAUGAUAUCAAACUUAACACUUCUUACAAUGAAAGACGAGAAAACAUUUAAUCUCAUAACACAUGUUGACCUAGGUGCCCUCCAAAAAAAAAAAUAAUUUUCAAUAAAUUAUUUAAUUAUAAAUCAAAAAUUUUAAUAAUAAAAAUUUAUUAUUAUAAACAUCAUCAUUAUGAUUG
Aphidius gifuensis is the source of this 1721-nucleotide messenger RNA. RefSeq lists its product as uncharacterized. Lineage: Eukaryota; Metazoa; Arthropoda; Insecta; Hymenoptera; Braconidae. The transcript has 3 exons. Gene Ontology annotation, cellular component: SCF ubiquitin ligase complex. Gene Ontology annotation, biological process: SCF-dependent proteasomal ubiquitin-dependent protein catabolic process. The record is from RefSeq and is a predicted model, not a curated record. The coding region runs from base 701 to 1642 and encodes 313 amino acids.